Benincasa hispida (wax gourd) is the source of this 1085-nucleotide messenger RNA. Its product is annotated as Chaperone DnaJ-domain superfamily protein. The record is from RefSeq and is a predicted model, not a curated record. Lineage: Eukaryota; Viridiplantae; Streptophyta; Magnoliopsida; Cucurbitales; Cucurbitaceae.
AAAUAAAUAAAAAAAAAAAAAGAGAAAUCUCUCGAACUUUCCUUGUACAUAUCAUCUGCAAGAUAUUUUCAUCUCUCUCUUUCUGUUUCUACCGUCAGCUCCCCCUUCCGUAUAGACCACACGCCAAUCGUUGAAAAACCCGACGCAACAGAGCCUCUUCUGCUUCUUCUUCCUCUGUUUUUCAACUCCACGGCGUUGCUAUGGUGAUCUGAAAAUCGUUUUCUACUCCUUUUGUUUGGUGUGCUGGUUGUAUUUCAAGAUUCUCCGGCUUCUCUUCUUUCUGAUUCCGUUUUUCCAUGGAUCGGGGAGGAGGAUCCGACGGCGGAGCUUGCUAUUACGCCAUACUCGGUAUUCGUAAGGAUGCCUCCCUCUCUGAUAUCCGUACAGCCUAUCGCAAGCUCGCUCUGAAAUGGCAUCCGGACCGCUGGACGCGGAAUCCGGCGGUGGCUGGAGAAGCUAAGCGGCAGUUUCAAUUAGUACAAGAAGCGUAUUCAGUUCUCUCCGAUCAGACGAAGAGGUCCGUUUACGACGCCGGGCUUUACGAUCCGACGGAAGAAGACGAUGAGGAAUUUUGCGAUUUCAUGCAAGAGAUGAUCACAAUGAUGAACAACGUCAAACCGGAGGGUGACAGCUUCGAGGACCUACAGAGGAUGUUUAUAGAAAUGGUCGGUUCAGAUGGCGUGGGAAUGUUAAACGUGAACGACAAUCCAACGGCCUCGAAGCGGCCACGUCCCAACGGUUCCAGAUCUAGCGCGGCUAAACGGAGUUCCUCUCGCUGCUAAAAUCAAACGGCCCGUAACUUUAAGAUCUUUUCAUUCCUAUUGGACAAUGACGAAAAUAUUCUUAGCUGACGUGGAAAUUUCCUUGGGGGUUCCGAAGGGUGGGUGACCUGGUAGGGUUUUUUAAUUUAAUGUAAUUUAGUGCAAGUUGGAGGGGCUUUAAAGUCUUUUCAUUGCUAGGGAAUAUUUUGGCUACUCUUUUUCUUUUUUAAUUUUCUUUUAUCAAUAAUAAUUAUAUAAGUUCAUUUUCUACUUGUACGGCAUGUCUCAUUUAUGUGGAAAAUGUGUUCUCUUGUUUUUCACAAA